AUGGUUAUCCUUUGUACUUUUAUCGGUGGCAUAUUCUUUUUUAUCGGUACGUUUGGUAAUAUUUUAUGUAUCGUUGUUUUCUUACGACGUAAAUUUCGUUCACGUAUAAUCACACCAUAUUUUAUUGCAUUAUUGCUGGCUGAUUCCAUUUAUCUUGGUCUUCGUCUAAUAAAACUGUUUUAUCAUCAACAACAUUCAUUUUAUCGUUAUCUUCAUCAAUCAUGUUCUCAGAAUUUUCUGAUUGAUCUGUUCAAUAUGGUUACACAAAAAUUUCAUGUUCUCUUCAUACCAUUUGUUCAUUUUGAAACGUAUGUGCGUUUCUCUAUUAUUGUUCUCGGUUUUCUAAGUAUGCAACGUUGUUUACAUCUUCAAAGAUUAAAAGUGGCUAAAAAGAACUAUUGGUCAUAUUCAUUCAUUCUUUUAUCAUUUAUUAUUGCAUACGCAUUUGAAUUUUUUGGUUUAACAUUAUUUUGUUCAAGAGAAAAUAAUCGUCAGUUAUCCUACAGUUGGUUUUUAUAUACCGUUCAAAACUUAACUAAUUAUACAAAUUUACUAACAAUAUCCAUGAAGAAUCAUCCGUCUGAUUAUCAAUGUACUCAACAACAUAUUCAACGAAUUAUAUCAAAUGUGAUACCAAAUUGUACAAAUGAACAGUUAAUCGAAAUAUUAGGUAGGGUUGUUCUUGAGCACACAUUUUCAGUUGCCGUAUAUAUCGCACGUUCUUUGUAUAUUUAA
Messenger RNA from Didymodactylos carnosus, 735 nucleotides. Lineage: Eukaryota; Metazoa; Rotifera; Eurotatoria; Philodinida; Philodinidae. The record is from the annotation of a GenBank genome assembly.